Messenger RNA from Cotesia glomerata, 645 nucleotides. RefSeq names its product ATP-dependent DNA helicase PIF1-like. Gene Ontology annotation, molecular function: DNA helicase activity. Gene Ontology annotation, biological process: DNA repair; telomere maintenance. Bases 1 to 645 code for a protein of 214 amino acids. The record is from RefSeq and is a predicted model, not a curated record. NCBI's taxonomy places the organism in Eukaryota, Metazoa, Arthropoda, Insecta, Hymenoptera, Braconidae. The transcript has a single exon.
AUGCCAUCACCUAAUCGCCCAGCUUCUGACUUAGUCAAUACCGAUUUACAACGAGAACAACAAUAUGACCAUGGAAAUUUAGCCACGAUUAUCACGAACAGUGAGCCAUUACUAACAGCAGAACAAAAAAUUAUUUCUGAUCGGAUUAUGCUGGCUGUUGCUGCUGAACAAGGCGGUAUUUUUUUCUUGGACGCACCAGGUGGAACCGGUAAGACAUUUUUAAUAUCGCUGAUUCUUGCCAAAAUACGAUCGCAACAGAAAAUCACAUUGGUAGUUGCAUCGUCAGGCAUUGCGGCUACUUUACUGGAUGGUGGGCGAACGGCACAUUCAUUAUUCAAGGUGCCAUUGGAUAUUCAUCAUAAACCAGAUGCAAUGUGUUACAUCAAAAAGAAUAAUGGAAUAGCUGCAGUGUUGCGGAAUAGUUCUAUAACAAUUUGGGAUGAGUGCACAAUGGUGCACAAAUAUUCACUUGAAGCAUUGCAUAGAACUAUGCAGGAUUUAAACAGCAAUAAUAAACUUUUUGGUGGUACUAUCUUACUUUUGUCUGGUGAUUUCCGUCAGACCUUACCGGUUAUACCUCGCUCAACUUUCGCGGAUGAGAUUAAUGCAUGUUUGAAUGCCAUCAUUCUUAUGGCGAAGUGUUGA